CUUGAGUCUAUUAACAAGGAUGACAUGAAUACUUCCUGUCUAAAUGCAGACUAUAUUUGUUACUAUAAAGAUAAUUUGAUUAGAAAGUAUUUUAAAAGUUUAGCACAAGUUAUGUCAUUUAUUAUCCAUAAUCUCAUUCCUCCAACAGUGCUUACUGCCUGGACAGCGAUUGGUGAGCUUAUCAUAUUGGUCUGGCAUAUAAGAUUUUUGGUUACAGAAGCAUAU
Messenger RNA from Suillus plorans, 225 nucleotides. RefSeq lists its product as uncharacterized. Lineage: Eukaryota; Fungi; Basidiomycota; Agaricomycetes; Boletales; Suillaceae. The annotation marks the transcript as partial. The transcript has a single exon. The record is from RefSeq and is a predicted model, not a curated record.